This is a messenger RNA of Acytostelium subglobosum LB1, 1938 nucleotides long. RefSeq lists its product as hypothetical. The record is from RefSeq and is a predicted model, not a curated record. Gene Ontology annotation, molecular function: protein binding. Bases 1 to 1938 code for a protein of 645 amino acids. Lineage: Eukaryota; Evosea; Eumycetozoa; Acytosteliales; Acytosteliaceae. The transcript has 4 exons.
AUGUUUCAGAAGAAAUCACCAUGGUCCUCAUCCAAAGGUUAUAGACUUGGUGGUGUAGAGGACUCUGUUGCAGCCGAUGAAGAUACCAAUAUAAUAGAUGAAGAGGAAGAGAUUGCCAAUGAGAUAAUGUAUCAACAGCAACAGGACCAACAACUACAGCAACAUGAUGAGGAUAAUGAAGAGGAUGUGCCAUCUCCACCACAGCAAGUCCAACCGCUGCAACAACAAGAUCAAGAGCCAGAAGAACAAGUUCAAGAUGAUGAUAACCUUGAUGACGAUGAUGAAGAGAUGGACAUGCCACCUCCACCACAAGGUCAAUUCCCCGGCGGCAUGAUGCCACAACCAGGGCAAUUCCCUGGUAUGCCUCCUGGAAUGAUGAUGCCACCACAUUGGGGUGGACAACAUCAGUUCCAAGCAUUCGGUGGCGCGGGCCACCAACUGUCUGGCGACCCAGACGAUGAGCCACCAAAGCCAAAGGAGAAGGACGAGAUUGUCAACAUGAUCACUGAUCGCUUCAACAAUCAAGUUUCACCUCAGCUUGGCUCAACAUCACCGCCCAGAAUGUUCUAUCGUCCAAUCAAGCCACUGAUCGACAUUUGUUUGGAGAAGAUAAUGAUCGACGUGACUCCGUAUCAAGCCCGUCUAAAGUUGUUGCCUGGCUUCAUGGUGCAGCGUCUGCUCGAUUUGAUGGUUGGCGCACACAAGGUCACACGAAAGAAGCUGGAUCAGAUCAUCACGUCGGGUGCGCUCAUCGAGGAGCUCAACCUCAACUACCAAUCAUUCGUCAGCAACGACUUCAUGCUCAGCUCCCUCCAAUGUCUGCUCAACUGUAUCCGACGUCUAUCACUCUCACGCUGCGUCAACGUCACAGACGAGGGUGCCAAAGUAUUCAAGAAGCUUACCCAUCUCACAUCACUCAAUCUAAGUGGCGUUCGAAUAUCCGAUGUAUCCGUGCCCUAUAUUAACAAACUCACUAGCCUUGAAGAGCUAUCGUUGAGCUGCACGUUGAUCACCGACAAGGGUGUUGUAUUGUUGUCACCUCUUGUCAAUCUAUUAUCGCUGGACUUGUCAAACUUGAACAUCACAGACGAUUGUAUCUCGUUGACCAUUCCUUCAUUCACAAAGUUGCAAGUACUCAACCUGUCAGAGACCCAGGCCACAGAGAAGAGCAUCCAAAAGCUUAGCAAGCUUCCCUUAUCCGACCUCUCGCUCUCCAACUGUCCUGGUAUUGGCAACCAAGCCUUGUUCUUUAUUACAUCAUUCGGAAACACACUCAAUAGACUGGAUAUUGUUGGCACCAAGAUUGCUGGACCAGGCUUUGUCAACUUGAAGAGACUUCCGAACUUGUUCGAGAUCAAGUUGCCUGGUAGGGACUCUAUAAAUGACAGCUCUGUUCACCAUCUCAAUCAAUUGGUCAACAUCCGCAAGCUAGACCUUUCCAACUACAUCUAUCUCAACUCUGUUUCCACACUCAGUGGACUCAAGUACUGCACUGAGAUGUCGCUCUCCAACACCAAGAUUGGUGAUGACAGCAUGAUCGCCUUGUCACAAUUCCUAAACUUGGAGAUAUUGAACUUGGAUAGGACAUUGGUGACAGACUAUGGAGUAGGCAGGUUGUUGACACUGGGCCUCCACACAUUUAGUUUGAUGAAGACACAUAUCAAUGGCAACUCGUUCCAGGCUUUGUCGGCAAUGUCAUCAUUGACAUCGUUGAAUGUGUCCUCAAAUGAGAUUGAGGAUGACAAAGUGUUGCCUCUAACCAAGUUGCCAAACCUCACCUUUAUCGAUCUGCGUGGAACCAAAGCCUUCACAUCAUGUCUCAAGUUUGGUCUAUCAGUCAAUGUCCGAAGACCAGUUGUAGAUCUACCUGUUGCCAAUCCAAACAUGGGUGGUGGCGGUGAUGAUGAUGAUGAAGACGAUGAAGGCAUAUGGGAUUGA